AUGGUGGAGGUGGUACAUUUGGGCAUCAAAGAGGGCUGCGCGCCUCGUUCUGAGAGUGACGCAAAACGGCGAAUCUACGGCGCGCCACUUGUGACCAAGAUCAUCACAAGCGGAGGCGGACGGCUCCCCCCGCGCGGUAAGUGUAGCUUAGUGGGACGCGGCUGUUUAGCCGCCCCGAGUGGCAGCUGCGGGUGGGCUGCUGCUUCGAACCCCGCAGGCGCCGCUUUUGAGGAUAGCGACGCCGGUUGGCCUGCGAUCGGGUCAGCGUCUUCCCUCGGGCUUUUUGGGCCUCUCUGCUACCGUCGUUUUUUUGGUCUUUGUGGGCGGGCGGCAAGGAACGCUCUCCGCAGCCAAUCCGGUCACUUGUCACACUCCCGCUGGCCGCUGAGUGGCCGGGAUCUCGAAGGCGGGAAGGAUGUCCUGCGCGGCGAUUGGUCGGCUGGGGCAGCCGGCCUAGGGCUUGGGUCUUCCUUUCCGAUCUCGGGCAGACGGCCAUGGUGGGGGAGAGAGGAGAGCAGGGGAGCUAAGAGGGAGCGGGGGAGAGACGGGCGCGGGGCGCCCGCGCAGGAGGACGGCUCCCUAAGCGAGGAGGGCGCGCGUAGGCCCUGCGCCACACGGGGCGGGGCGCGCCCCAGCUGUGAGCUUUGCGGCUCUGGUGAGGCCGGCGCCCUGCCCCCUUCCCCAGGGGCAGCUUGCCGGAGGCGCUCCGCAUGCGCGGGGAGGGGAGGAGGUGGCCUUCCGCACCUCCCUCGCCGAGGGGGAGAAACUGAGGGGAAAGUGGUGGAAGGUGCUGGCGUCAUCAGCUGGGGGUCGUCAUCUGGUCGCGCCGCCGGACGGGAACGGUACCCGACGCCGUCCUUCCGCCGCCGGGCGGCGGCCGUUACGCCUACCCGUGACGCCUACCCGUCACAGGCGUCAGCGCGAGACUACCCGCCGCUGGCGCGAGGCGGCUUCUGCGCAGGCGCAGCGGGGCGGGGCGGGGUGGGUCUGCGUGGCGCGGCAGUGUGGGGUUUGGUCCGGCUGCUUCCCGGUGAGGCGCAUGCCCUGCCGCGGUUUGGGGCUGGACGCCUGUAGGCAGGAUGGCGUGUUUUUUGGAGGGGUGUGAGUGUGUGUGUGAGUGAUUUUUGCUGCUCGAGAAGACUUUUUUUUUUUUCCCGUUUUCCCCCAAAGGUCGUUUUAGUGUAAGCGUGGAUGAAAACCUGUGCGGUUGGGAAUGGGUGACAGCGCAUGAAAAUAGUUCUUCCAGCAGGAGCAUUUUAAACAGUUCUUGCAAGUAAUAAAAAUAAGUUUAACCAUUUUCCCUUUACUAAGCUUAAAUCAUCAAACAAAUUGGUCUCUUAGUCUCAGUCGCUUAAUAGGACGUUAUGAUUUUCAACAUGGUUCCAGAGCCUGUCAGUGGAGUAAGAAAAGCAAAUUCACAUGAAUAGCGUAGCAGUUUCAUAAUACAUUUCUGAAGAGAUCUGCAUCUUCCCUAGAAGAUUUGUUCAGGUGAACAAAACAAAGGUGGCCUUUCAGGGAGGAGAAAUUAACCUGUUUAGUCUGAUUUACGAUAAGCUUCCUGAUACACCUUCACAUAAAUGAUAGGGCCUCUGAACCACAAAGUUCAUCUUAAACUCUUGUGCUAGUAAAUUGGAAAGGAAAGGGGAAAAAGCAUUUAAAUUAUGAUCUGCAUGCUGUAAUUAUUGGUGAUCUCAAAAUUCACGUACUCACUGUUUUUGCCUGUCCCCCUGCCCUUUUUUUCUGCCUUUGAGUAGUUGUCUUGAUGUAAACUUUUUCAUGAAUCUAUCAUACUAAGCAUGAUGGUAACACCAAGGGAGUAAUAAAUAAUGGGAUUCCAAAACUGCAAGGGUAGUGGUAGCAAGAGUGAUUUGCUGUUGGUGCAAAACAAUAACAGAGUAACGUAUAAUUUAAACAGUGGAUGUAACUUGCCCUGAUUUUUACCUUAAUAAUCUCAAGGUGUGGCCUGGAAAGACUAUAAAUUUUCUUUUUCCAAUCUUAUAUCAAAACUUAAGUAAUCAAAGAAGUUUGCAUGAGGCUGGAGGUUUGGAUGUUGGGAUCUGUAUUUUCCCCAGGUCACACCUCUCCAUGAAAGAUGAAGAUAAUUACAGGCUUCAGUUUGGUCUCUCCUGCAAUAUCCUAGACUGUUCACAGCAAGUUACAUUCAUCAUAGAGAUUGCACAUCUUGGAGUACGGGGUAUCUCUUUGAAGUGUGCACAUCACCCAAAAAGGAGCAGAGUAGAAGACCUGAUGACAUAAUGCAACUAACUAGACUGGCUCUUACUCUUUCGGAGACUCUUUAAAAAGGACUAUAGUAGCAGAGGAAGACUAAGCGUUCAGUUGUCCUCAAGACCACUACCAGAGCUAGUGGCUUCUGCUCUUCUGCUUUAAUAUGAAAGAUUCAAAUAGAAAACAGUACUGUCAUUUUGACAGGUCAACAGCCAACCAGCUGAGCACUCCUAGUUAUUCUGCACCCCAGAAGGGUGUUGCUUUGUGUUGCCCUUGGCGUUUUUAGGCAGCAGCAGUGCUGGGUGAGUGUGCUACACCGGGUGCAGCUUGCCAAUAGCACAGACUUUGAAGUACUGCUACCCACUGGAAAUGACCGGAGUGGAAUGAGCAAAACAAAUGACAGCAGUUCUUGGUGAACACAAAAAUGUGUAACAAAUAAGCAGUAUGCCUUACUUGUGAUGUUUAGUGGCAAUGAAAGGCACAGCAUUAACCCCAGAUGUCUUUGGGAGAACAAGUUAGGAGUUGGACUGCACAGGAUGUUGCAUAGCAAACCUUCAAGUCUGACCUGGGUGUCCAAGUUUUGAUGUGACGUCUCUCUGAUAGCACAGAGUGGUUUAAUCUUUGUGGUUUGGUCUAUCUGCAUUUGCAAUGAACUUUCUUACACCACUAAAUAAAAGUUUCUGAAAGUUUAAAUAAAUAUACCGAUUUUCUUCUAAACCUGUCACUUUUUGUGCUAUGCUAAGAUACAAAGUACUUAUUAACCUAUGCGUCUAAAACCAGUUAAGAAACAAAAUGUGUAAAGACAUUGUUCUUGUCAUCUCUGUUUUAUUGCUGGAGAAAUUCCAAAGGCUUCCUUUGCUUUGUGGGAAGAAAUUGUGUAUUUAAAAUAAAGGAACUAUACCUGUCUUGCUGCUCUGAAGCUACCGUUUCUGGUGAUCUUGUUUCUAGCUGGUGCUGUUUCUGCCAUCUGCCAGAGAAGUUUCUAUAGUUACUGAAAAGUAUAUAGCCCAUUCUGUGUGUUUAUGUUAAAUGUAUAGGGGAGUUUCCUAAUUUAUAUAAUUUUAGUUCUUCAGCACGUGAAGACUAAAGAAGAUUACAUCCUAAACUUGUUAAAAAGCAGUAAUCUAUAGCUUUAGACUAAGAUGAAGUCUAGUUACCUUCUUGCCUCAAUAGAAAAGGGAAAAUUACCAGUAAAUGCAAGCAAAUUCAUGCACUUCUUUACAGAGAAAUAACCCCACUGCCAUUUAGAAAAAGGCAGUGGUGAUGUUCCAAAAGUAAAAUGCUUAUUUGCAUGACUCAUGACUGCUUUCUAAUCCUACAUUAACAGUUGGGUUUUUUUGCCGUUACACAGCAGGCUGACCUUUUCUCUGAGCAGUCUGGCCUACUACUGAACUGCUGUCUGUAAUGCUAUGGGUUAUACUGAUCU
Dromaius novaehollandiae (emu) is the source of this 3652-nucleotide messenger RNA. RefSeq names its product collagen alpha-2(I) chain-like. The record is from RefSeq and is a predicted model, not a curated record. The transcript has 3 exons. The coding region runs from base 1 to 1074 and encodes 357 amino acids. NCBI's taxonomy places the organism in Eukaryota, Metazoa, Chordata, Aves, Casuariiformes, Dromaiidae.